AUGGCCGGGGACGCAGCUCUGGCGCGGAGCUCGGCCGUCGGCGCCUGGAUUCCGGCCGACGAUGUUUUGCUCAAGAACGCCGUUGAGGCUGGUGCUUCCUUGGAAUCACUUGCUAAAGGCGCAGUUCAUUUUUCUCGAAGGUUUACUGUGCAAGAACUGCAAGAUCGGUGGUACUCUAUCUUGUAUGAUCCAGUUGUGGCUGAAGAAGCUUCUGCUCGCAUGGCUGAGUUUGAGUUUGCCACUCCAAAUUUUGCAUCAAAGUUUAGUAGGGUAGGAUGUUCAAAAGAAAACAAAUGUGCACCUGGAAAGAGAAAAGCUGAAAGUGUUCGGAGUAGUUACUCUGCUCUGCGUAAAAGGAUCUGCAGCGAGCCAUUUGACUCCAUGGACCUCAGUUUUAUACUUGCACCCAGCGAUAGUAACUAUAUUGUAAAUGGAGAUGAGCCUCUCUCUGAACAUGUCAUGACUGGAGAUCCAAUCGCACAUAAUUUUGGACUUGACGGAUCAGAUAUGGAUAAUACUAUGCAUCAGACAUUUCCACAAGAUCUGAUGCAUGACAGCACUGUAAUUGGUGGUAUUGAAACUGCGGAUACAUUUGGAGGACUGCAGAAGCCCACUGAAGAAGAUUUUUUAGUUGAACAAGAUAAUCUACAUGAAGAAGUUCCCUAUAUCGAAGACAAUCUGCCAAUCACAGGGAAUGGAUCUGAGGUCAAUGAAUUCGGUCAACCAAAGGAUUUGCUGGAUUGCAGCAUGUUCAGUGCCGGUAAUUCAGGAAUGGAACCUCCGUGUUCGCUUGAUCAAAUUAAUAAUGACGGGGUACAUUUGUGUUCCCCAUUUGAAGGGAAUCAGGUUUUAAAUGUAACUGCUUCAGAAAGCACUGCAUCAUUUCAUGACUUGGAGUAUUCAACUCAACUUCCUGAAUCACAUAUCUGGAGCACAGUUCCAGCAACAUCCGUGCCGGUUGAUAUUGGCCCCAGAGAGAAUGAUACUUGUACAAGAGAUUCUUUUGAACUUCUUGACGUUAUUGGUGCCAAGAACACUACAAUAUCAGGAUACAAUGUUGACCUGGGGCCAGAAGUCAAAGUCAGUGAUUUCAAGAGUCCGGCUAUUACUGAUGUUUAUUUGGCAGAAUUGUCCAAUUCCCUUUUAAACUUUACAAAUGAGGAGGAACUCAUGUUCAAAGAUGAGAUCGAUAAGUCAUACUAUGAUGGCCUGAGCUCACUUUUGAUGAGUUCUCCAAAGGAUGAUAUUGAAGAACACAUGAUUAAUCGAAUUGAGCCUGGGACAUCUAUGGCUCCACCUAUGUACCCUAUGGAUCCCUCUUGUAUAGGUCCUGCACUGGCAGAUGACAUAAGGGGGUCCCUCCCUGAUGAUGAUAUGAAUUGCCAUCCAGAGAUGCUGAUGCAAUCAUCUCCAACAGCUUCAAACUCUCAGUUUCCUGAAUAUAAAGAUGGAGUUAUCUGUUGCACGUUGAAUACUGAGGAAUGGGAAAUUCCAUGCAACGAUGAUGUGAUUUUUCACAAUCAUGUGCCAUUGUCAUCAACUCACUGUAAAGUAAAAGAAGACAGUGAGCCAAAGCCGAUAUGUGCAUCUGUUAAGGAUCUUACUGUUAAUCAAAGAAAGGGUGAUACUAGAAGAAAGGUCCCCAGCUUAAUGCCAAAAGAACAAAGGAAUCCUGGAAAAUCACACUGUAUACUAGAAGUGAGUUCAAAACAACCUCUGAGUGAUUUUGAGCCGUCCAAGACUAACCCGGUUGAUGUGGCUUCUACAAGUACAUGUCAUGUCAGUGGUAAUUGGGGUCAAAUUGACUCGGCUAAAGCAAUCACAAAUCCUCUUCCCGGAAUUAUGGAGGAAGACAGUACAUUGACAAACUGUCUUGGGUAUACCUCAACAGAGUCUCAUAUGGCUCACCCACAUCUUGAUUACGAUUGCGUUAGAAGCUAUCCUGAGCCAUAUGCUACUGAAACUGAUUGGGAACCUGAUGCAUCAGCUACAAUUAGAGAUCAUCCAUCAUUACUUGCAGAAGUUGCGCCUAUGGAUGAUGCUGUCUUAGAACCAGAAGUAAACCCAAUGACAUCAGAUUUUGAGGGUCUUUUAGAGAGUGAUGAUGAUAUACCAUGUUAUUCAGAUAUAGAGGCAAUGAUACUUGACAUGGAUUUGGAUCCAGAUGAUCAAGAAAUGUAUUCUGGUGAGGAAGUCUCAAGAUACCAGGAUGAGGACACUAAGAGAGCAAUCAUGAGACUGGAGCAGGGUGCUUAUUCGUAUAUGCAGAGAGCCAUUGCAUCUCACGGAGCAUUUGCCAUUUUGUAUGGCCGCCAUUCAAAGCAUUUUAUUAAGAAGCCUGAGGUGUUACUGGGUAGGACAACAAACGAUCUUAUUGUUGACAUUGACUUGGCAAGAGAAGGGAGUGGUAAUAAAGUCUCUCGGCAACAGGCAACAUUAAAGAUGGAAAAAGAUGGAUCCUUCUAUCUGAAAAAUCUUGGGAGUUGUUCAAUCUCAGUAAAUAGCACGGAAUUAACCCCAGGACAGAGUCUACGCCUUAGUUCCAGUUGCUUGAUUGAGAUACGCGGAAUGCCAUUCAUAUUUGAAGUGAACGAAAUUCGUGUGAAGCAGUAUCUAGAUAGCAUAACUCAAGCCUCAAGGUUAGCACAAGACAACAUCUGCGUAGGGCAAUGAAGUUGCCAUGAACGGUGAUGGGUGCAGAAGGCGCUAAUUUUUCUGCACCUUCUGGGUUCCCUAGUUAACCCAUUUUUUCCUUUCUCUGUUGUAUCACCUGUAUGUAA
This is a messenger RNA of Fragaria vesca subsp. vesca, 2780 nucleotides long. RefSeq lists its product as uncharacterized. The coding region runs from base 1 to 2673 and encodes 890 amino acids. Gene Ontology annotation, molecular function: protein binding; G-quadruplex RNA binding. The transcript has 7 exons. NCBI's taxonomy places the organism in Eukaryota, Viridiplantae, Streptophyta, Magnoliopsida, Rosales, Rosaceae. Gene Ontology annotation, biological process: positive regulation of transcription by RNA polymerase II. Gene Ontology annotation, cellular component: NSL complex; MLL1 complex; Ino80 complex. The record is from RefSeq and is a predicted model, not a curated record.